Molecule: messenger RNA, 734 nt
Organism: Malania oleifera
Lineage: Eukaryota; Viridiplantae; Streptophyta; Magnoliopsida; Santalales; Ximeniaceae
Exons: 2
Coding region: 88-534 (148 amino acids)
Source: RefSeq, a predicted model, not a curated record
UAUCUUGACAGCAAUCAAGUUUCACACGCUUCACAAAGCCGAUUAUCUUCUCUGGCAAUUUUCGCUCUCUACAAUUCUGAGAAAUUCAUGGGUGAGGACGGGAGUUGGUCGCUGCUCGGCCACCUGAAAAGGACGGUGAAGAAGAUACGCUUCCUUCUGAGCUUCGACGUCGGCCGGCUGCACCUAUCGUCGAUAUUGGGCGGCGUCGCCCGGCACAAACCGCGCCGCCGGCUGAGCUUCGACGACCGCAAGGAGGGUUUGAGGGUGUGUACGGAGGAAGACGACGAAGAGCGCGACGGCUCAGUGCGGCAGCGCCGUCUUGAACGGGCCAGGAGCUACGCUUCCGCCGGCGGAUCUUCUUUUUCCUCGUCGGACGGAGAUGUCGAUCGGAAGGCGGAUAUGUUCAUAGCUAAUUUCUACCGGCAGCUGCGGCUGGAGAGGCAGAUAUCUUUGGAGCUACGGUACUACCGCCGGGGGAAUAGCUUUGAGAGUAGCGAUGAAUCGGCUUCAUCUUCUUCCAUUCGUGAUCGAUGAACUUCUUAAAAUUAAUUGGUCAGUGUUUUGUUUUUCUUUUUGAUUUUUAAGUGUGAAGUUUUGUAAAAGGAGAUUAUAUAUAUGAAGGUGGAGAGAUUGAAGACAGGAUUCUUUUAUUUAUUUGUUUGUUAAUUUAUUUUCACGAGUAAAAAUGAACUUGAUUAAUUACUUUAUUUAGUAAUAUAAUUUCGAUUGUUGUA